AUGAGGCUUAGGGUGGGAACCACCUGGGUGGAUAACACCGUGAUCGGCGCCAAGUGGGAUUUCCCAUACAACAUAGAAGCUACCCGUGGGUACUCGUAUCACUUCACCAUGCCUCUCGACGAGCUAUACCAUACUGCGCACAACGCCGGCAACACCACAGUCGUACUAAUCCAUGGCGCCUUGGUAUCUGGUCUCUACUGGGAUCUGGUGAUCCCCCACCUCCCCACAUCUUACCACCUCCUAGUCCCAGACCUUCCAGGCCAUGGCAAAUCGCAAUCGAUCACACCGUUUUCCGUGGAGCUCGCCUCCUGCAUGAUAGCCCAGCUAAUCCGCAUGCACGCCAUCAACGGUUCAGCCCACAUAGUCGGCCACAGUCUAGGUGCUCAGGUCGCCAUGCGUCUAGCCUCCACAGACCCGGACGUGGUCAACUCCAUCUUCAUCUCGGGCUUUGGAAUGUUUCCUCGGACAUCAAUCACACCGUAUAUUCCAUACGCAGCAUGGGCGAUGCCGCGUGUGGAGAACUGUCUUGCCCGCCCUCUGAUCAGCUGGGCAAUGGAUGGUGCCGAUAUCCCACGUAUUGAUACUAGUGUCUGCACACUUGACUUGUGUCGGCAGAUCGUAUCACCGGUGACACCCACAGAGUGGCCGUCGCCAUGGCCUGCGCGCACCCUCAUUGUUGCAGCAGGCAAAGGCGGACUAGUCCCUACUAAGGAUAGCUUGCAUGAUGCCGUGAAGUUGAUGGAGAUCGGGAGAGAGAGGAAUGGAGAGACUGUCGCUUAUACGCACUUGAGUAUGCGACAUCCGUGGAACCGCCAGGCUCCGAGGCUGUUUGCGGAGACUGCUGAGGCGUGGUUCGAGCAUAAGGAGCUACCCAAGGGCUUUGUAAAGCUUUAG
This is a messenger RNA of Penicillium egyptiacum, 894 nucleotides long. NCBI's taxonomy places the organism in Eukaryota, Fungi, Ascomycota, Eurotiomycetes, Eurotiales, Aspergillaceae. The record is from the annotation of a GenBank genome assembly.